AUGUGGCUCUACGGGCUCCUCAUUGCUGGACAUAUUGUUUUAGAUGCUUUGACCAUUUUCCCGCCAUUGGUUGUUUUAGCCCGCCUACCGCUUGCGCCUGGGAAAAAGUUCAAUUUGAUCUUUCUUCUUGUUCUUGGCGUUUUUACAAUGGUCUUUAGUGGUAUCCGGCUCUAUAUUUUCUAUCAAAUUAUGCUGGAUUCUUUCGAUCUUACAUGGAACGCUACAGGAGUCGCAUUUUGGGGUAUUCUCGAGAGCAGUUUAGCCGCAAUCAUUGUAUGUCUCCCGGCACUCAACCAGAUAAUACUCAAAUAUAUUCGACGAAUCUAUCAUGGCGAUGACAGGUCGGCGCCUGGUGUCCUGACCACAAGACACGGUGUUAGCAUUUUCGAACGAAACUUUAUGUUUCAAGGGCCACGGAAAGUUCUUACAUCCUCACCAGACGCAACGGCAUCAGGUAGCGCACCCGAGUAUCUGGAACUUGGGGAGGUGGGAAAACCGUCGAAUAUAGCGACUGCCACACGUGCACAACGUGGCCACAUCACGCAACGAACCGCGAAUGACUCUUACUCGGAAAUCUCCGCCGAUCGAAGUUUUUAUCUUGAAGACCAAGAGUCUAGUGUAGAGUUCGUGGAAAAUAUCACAAAACCGGCCAUAGCACAGAGGGCUGUUAGACGACCGUCUUCGCCUACAAUAUCUUAUGCUGCUCCGCAAGCUCUCAGAUAG
This is a messenger RNA of Orbilia oligospora ATCC 24927, 723 nucleotides long. RefSeq lists its product as uncharacterized. The transcript has a single exon. Lineage: Eukaryota; Fungi; Ascomycota; Orbiliomycetes; Orbiliales; Orbiliaceae. The record is from RefSeq and is a predicted model, not a curated record. The coding region runs from base 1 to 723 and encodes 240 amino acids.